AUGUCCUGCGGCAAGCAAAGCGCAAUCGUCUUUACGCUCGGCGUCAUCACGUCGAUUCCCGCCAUCAUCUUGGUCAAGGCCAUGUACGAGGUCCACGUAACAGUCGACGACCGCACGUUUGUCUUUGAGCGGCCCCUCUUUUGCGUCUGGCUCAUGUUUUUGAGCAUGGUCCUGGCGUUUCCGCUGCACGUCCUCUUCCGCAACGGUCGAGUUUUGACGCGCCGUGGCUUCCUCCUCGCAGCGAUCCCCUCUCUUUUUGCGCUCGUGGAGAUGUUUUUCGGGUAUCUCGCGCUCCUUUACAUCUCGCCGAGCGUCGAUACGAUGAUCAUUGGCAGCCAAAUCGCGUUUGUCGCGCUCUUCAAGCGGAUCUUUCUCCGCCACACCAUCCACACGUACGAAUGGCUCGGGGUUUGCCUCAACAUGAUGGCCGCUUGCCUCGUCGGCACGUCGAGCAUCCUCGGUGCAGACCACUCUGCAGCGUCGGCCAACCCGCUCCUCGGCGUCGGUUUCUCGUUUUUGAGCUGUGUCGUCAGCGCCAUGCACAGCGUCGUUGAAGAGUAUUUGCUUUCUGACCCGAGCGUGGCCCUGCCGCCAAUGGCACUCGUCGGCGUACAAGGCGCGUGGGGGCUCGUCUUCACGACGUUUCUGGCGUACCCGAUCGCGUACCUCGUGCCGGGCGACGACGCCGGGUCCUACGAGCGCCUUGAUGCCACCUUCCAAGUGCUCGCGACGUCGAGAUCGAUCCAGUGGCUCGUCCUUGCGCAGCUCGUCGCGCUUUUGCUCAUGAACAUCUUUCGCAUGCUCGUGCUCUUUCAGCUCGAUGCGCUCUGGGUCUCGAUCAUGAACAACUUUCGAACAGGUGGCGUGUGGGCCGUGAACCUCGUCUUGUACCAUGCCAUCACUCACGGUGCAUUUGGUGAGGUGUGGACGCACUGGAGCUACCUCCAGCUCGUUGGAAUGCUUGUACUCUUUGUGGGCACGGCCGUCCAUGACGGCCAGUUCCACAAUCAGGCCGCCGUCGUUCAAAAGUUGAGUGUUGAGACGGUGCCAAUGACGCCGUGUGAACACACCGCUCCGUUUGCUCUUUUUCACGAGAAAAUUGUCGUGUAG
Saprolegnia parasitica CBS 223.65 is the source of this 1110-nucleotide messenger RNA. RefSeq lists its product as hypothetical. The record is from RefSeq and is a predicted model, not a curated record. Lineage: Eukaryota; Oomycota; Saprolegniomycetes; Saprolegniales; Saprolegniaceae. The transcript is spliced from 3 exons. The coding region runs from base 1 to 1110 and encodes 369 amino acids. Gene Ontology annotation, cellular component: membrane.